AUGGCUUCAAUUGAGCAAGAUGACCUAUUCAAUGCUGAAGAUGAUGAUAUGGAAGAUGAAUAUCAAGACAAUGAAAACAGCCAAGAUUACGACAUGGAGCCCGAGGAUAAUCAGUUAGACAACGACAAUGAUGAUCAAGAGGAAGACGAUAUGAUUGAGGGCGGAGAAGACGAUGAAAUGGAAGAAGAAGAUGAUGAAGAAGAUGAGGAAGAGGGGGAAGGCAGCGAAGAAGGGGAUGAAGAGGAUGGAGAUGAGGAUGUGGAGGGUGAGGAAGAGGGGGAAGAAGUAGUGGGCGAGGUCGAUGCCGGGGCAAAUGCCGAGGCUAUAGCUGAUGACAAAGAAGAUGAGAUUGUUGCCAGAUCGCCUAUUGAUGAAGAUAAACCACUCGCGGAGCAGACAGAGAAACUAAUACAGAACUCUCCUCAAAACGAUAAAGUGGAUGCCCUAGAAUAUGAAACUAAUGCGAUAGAAGCGCCCUCAGAUACAGCUCAGGAGAACACGCCAUCGAAACCAUCACAAGACACACAAAUGGAUUCAGAAUCCCCUAAAUCACUAUCCACCGAACCGACAAGAGAAGAGCUAGUCAAGGACAUUGAAGAAUCAGAAACUAGUUUGCCAUUUCGUGAACAAAUCAUCGCUAAAGCUCGAAAAGCCACCGAUUUUGACAUUAUUCCUCAAGUUGCCAUACCAUAUACAUCUCAAUGUCAUGCAUUAGCAUUUACUCAAGGUCCUAAAUGGAUCCUUACUGGUGGUGAAGAUGGAUUUAUAAGGAAAUAUGAUUUCAUACAGUCAGUUGAAGGGAAAGCACCAUUGACAAUGGCACAAAAGCAUAACCUAACUGACUCAUUAUCCAAUGGUGGUGUUAUAUGUUCAUAUUGGGAGAACGAACAACCACUAACUCGCAAACAAUUGAUGAAGCAAAAUCCAAAACUAAAAGAUUCAGAUUUUUCAACUGGUAGUGUAUCGUACGAACCAAAAGUGAAUCCCGUGUACGCUUUGGAAGCUGAGCGGAAUGGCUUGUGGUGUUUAUCAGGAUUGCUUUCAGGAGGCAUAAGUCUCUACACAAUGAGAUAUAACGAAGGUACAAUUCACCACUAUUUCAACCAUGGAACUUCUCAAUAUCGACGAAGGGGUCAUACCGAUGCUGUCAGUGCCCUAAGAUUGAAUCAAGAGCAGGAUAGAUUUCUUAGUGGAUCAUGGGACAAGACGAUUAGAGAAUGGGAUUUGAAUACAGGAAAGACAACAAUUGAAUUCUUGCCUUCGUCAGGACAAAUUUCAAACAUACAGUAUCGACCUAAUGGGUUGGAAGAUGUGAGAUUUACAAUCAUUGAUGACUCGGGGGACGUAUCCAAUGAGAGCAAUAAAGCAAAUGAUGAUGAUGAUGUCGAUUCGUUAUUUGGUGACAGUGAUCAAGAAGAGAAACAACAAGAGGAUGAUCUUCCAACACGAGACCAAGACGCAAAGUCCUCACCAAAGGAAGCGCAAUCAAAAUUACACACAAACUCAAAUAUAUUUAUGAGUUCAAGUAGCGAUGGAACAAUAAAUAUAUGGGAUAUUCGAUUAAACCAACCAGUCAUACGAUUAGGCGUUUCAGAAGGGACUCCACCAUGGUGUAUGUCACUGACAUGGUCUAAUGAUGGAGAUUUCAUAUAUGCUGGACGACGUAACGCAACAAUCGAAGAAUUGUCAAUCAAAAUGCCACACAAGAGAUCCAAGUCGGGACAUCACAAAGACACCAUGAUCCCCAAUGUAUCGAAAUUGUUGCAGUUUCCUAAGAUCAGUGGUCCCGUUAGCGCACUAAGCACAAUGCCCAAUAAGGAUUUCUUGCUUUGUGGAUCAAAUGAUAAUAUACGGUUAUACAAUUUACGUCUUUAUGAUGAUUUGAAUAAUAUGGAGGUGAAUUUGAAGAAACAAGCGACCCCAUUCUUAAUUGUUCCUGGACAUCAUGGGGGUAUGUUGUCGCACUUGUAUGUUGAUGAAACUGGUAGGUUUAUGGUUAGUGCUAGUGGGUAUAGAGGUUGGGGUCACGGACAGUAUACUGAUACAGUGUUGAUUUAUGAAAUAGACUUUGAGUAG
Messenger RNA from Lodderomyces parapsilosis, 2076 nucleotides. RefSeq names its product SAGA complex subunit. NCBI's taxonomy places the organism in Eukaryota, Fungi, Ascomycota, Pichiomycetes, Serinales, Debaryomycetaceae. The record is from RefSeq and is a predicted model, not a curated record. The coding region runs from base 1 to 2076 and encodes 691 amino acids. The transcript has a single exon. Gene Ontology annotation, molecular function: protein binding.